Mesorhabditis spiculigera is the source of this 279-nucleotide messenger RNA. The record is from the annotation of a GenBank genome assembly. Lineage: Eukaryota; Metazoa; Nematoda; Chromadorea; Rhabditida; Rhabditidae.
AUGCAGAGCACCGACUCGAAUAAGGUACAAGGCAUCAACUGUGGCGGCAAAGCUAUUCUUCCACCCUCGGUGCUCGACCACAUCAUGCAAAUGGACAACCAAUCGCCAGUCAUGUUGUUCAAGGUGAUGAACAUCAAGCCCGAGCGCCAGAAGGCGACGCACUGCGGCGUUUUGGAGUUCAGCGCCGAGGAGGGUCGUUGCUACUUGCCGGCUCGCUCGAUGAGGGCGAUGCUGUUCGUGUCGACUCGGCCGUUCUGCCCAAGGCUACCUAUGCCAAGC